ACGGAAAUCCUCCGCACUUUUUGGAACAGUCCUGUUGGUCCCAAGACAACUCAUUUCUGGGGUCCUGCCUUCAACUGGAGCAUAACUAUUGCUGCAAUUGCAGACACAAAGAAACCCCCAGAACUGAUAUCUACCAACAUGACUUCAGUGCUGUGUGUUUAUUCGGCUAUGUUCAUGAGGUUUGCGUGGAUGGUACGGCCGACAAAUUACCAUCUUCUUGUGUGCCACAUUUCCAAUGAGACUGUGCCGCUUUAUCAAAAGAGAUUUGUAAAUGAUUUGGUUCUUAAUUUGUGACAGGAGCUCAGAACAGAAGAAGAAAGAGGAAACUGAAGUGAAACAAAGUGAUUGGGAAACUCAUUCCAUAUGUGCUAAUAUCAUAUUAUGUAUUCAUGUUGGAAUAAUGUCAGAAAAUUUUCAACAAUCUGUCGUCUUCUAGAUAUGUAGGCGUGCCAAUUUUAAACCUGUAA
This is a messenger RNA of Ziziphus jujuba (common jujube), 467 nucleotides long. Its product is annotated as mitochondrial pyruvate carrier 1. Gene Ontology annotation, biological process: pyruvate import into mitochondria. NCBI's taxonomy places the organism in Eukaryota, Viridiplantae, Streptophyta, Magnoliopsida, Rosales, Rhamnaceae. The transcript has 3 exons. The record is from RefSeq and is a predicted model, not a curated record. Gene Ontology annotation, cellular component: mitochondrial inner membrane. The annotation marks the transcript as partial.